This is a messenger RNA of Engraulis encrasicolus (European anchovy), 2331 nucleotides long. RefSeq names its product solute carrier family 10 member 3 (gene slc10a3). Lineage: Eukaryota; Metazoa; Chordata; Actinopteri; Clupeiformes; Engraulidae. The coding region runs from base 439 to 1863 and encodes 474 amino acids. The transcript has a single exon. Gene Ontology annotation, biological process: bile acid and bile salt transport. Gene Ontology annotation, cellular component: membrane. Gene Ontology annotation, molecular function: bile acid:sodium symporter activity. The record is from RefSeq and is a predicted model, not a curated record.
AAUGGGAAAAAAAGAGGAGAGAAGCUGCUGGGAAGGCAGGGGUAAUGACAGCUGCAAUCAAACAGACAAAAGGGAACACGCACGCUCAACGUCGGAUUUUGAGCGGCAGACAUUUUUGCUCUUCGUCCCGAAAGAGGAGAUGUGAGUCGGGUGAAUUCGACAGAAAUAUGACAUUUCCCAUCCAUGGGGAAUUGAGGUAUUUGAGCUGCACGGGGCGGGGUAAUGCCUAAGUUCCGGUGGAGCGAGAGCAAAGCGACCACAGCCAAAUGGGUUCCAGACGGAUUUUACCGGGCGCGGCUGCCGACGCACUGUUUGUACGCCCGGGCUGGAUAAGUUUUUUAGGGGUACGGUGAACGAAACAUACUGCAGACGGACUGGGGACACGGCAGACAGGGGACACGUUUUGUGGCGCCCCUCUGCCCCCUGUCCGUCAAAACGAUGAGGACGCUAUUAGCAUUCUGUUGUCUGUGCUUCGUUACUGGAGGAGCGGACCAUACAACAGCAGACAGGUCCACGGCAAACAACAACGAGGAGAGCGUGACGGCCGACAGCAACAGAAGGUAUCUGAACAUUGGAGAUGGGACGUCUCAUGAAUUUGAGUUUCCCGAGAACACGAAAGGCGUGAUUGUCAUAUCAAGUAAGUACCGGAGUGCGGCGAGUAGGAAGGGCCGCGAAAGCUGGCGGCAAACAGUGCGGGUGCGCUCUUUGGACCCAGAUGUGCUUUCCAUUUUGAACGUUACCGACAGCGGACACACGGGACCUGUGAGGAGUUACAUUAUCAGCAUUCGCUCAGGUCUCGCAGGCCUGGCUCCGUUGCGCAUUCAGCUCAUAGACCUGGACCAGAACUCCAACCCGGUUCUGAUUGAGGAACGGUCGGAUUACACCAUCAGAGUGGCGCCGGGAGCCGAUGACCCCUCCACCCGGCUUAUCCAGUCGGGUGGGCUGUCCCAUUUCUCAGAGAACCCGGUGCUCUUCGCCCUCUUGCCACUUAUAUUCAUCAACAAGUGUGCUUUCGGUUGCAAGGUGGAAGUGGAGGUGCUCAGGGGGCUGCUGAAGAGGCCUGUGCCACUGCUCUUGGGUGUGGUGGGCCAGUUCCUGGUCAUGCCGUUGUAUGCCUACAGCCUGUCCAAGCUGGCCUCCCUGCCCAAGGCCCUGGCCCUUGGUCUAGUCAUCACCUGCUCGGCUCCGGGCGGUGGUGGAGGCUACCUCUACAGCCUGCUGCUGGGUGGAGAUGUGACGCUGGCCAUCUCCAUGACGCUGGUGUCCACGGUGGUGGCAGCGGCGGCCAUGCCUCUGUCCUCUGCGCUGUACGGGCACCUGCUGGGGGUCCACGCCGCCCUGCACGUGCCCUUCGUCAAGAUCCUGGGCACCCUGCUCUUUAUCGCCAUACCCAUCUCCCUGGGCAUGCUGGUGAAGCUGCGCAUGCCGGCGCUGACCCGCGUGCUGCUGACACUCAUCCGGCCUUUCAGCUUCGUCCUGAUCGUGGGCGGCAUCUUCAUGGCCUACCAGAUGGGCGCCUCCAUCCUGGCGCACGUGCGGGGCCCCCAGAUCGUGGCGGUGGGGGUGACGGUGCCGCUGUUCGGCCUGGCGCUGGGGCUGUGCAUGGCGCGGGGCGCCGGCCUGCCCCUGCCCCAGAGGAAGACGGUGGGCAUCGAAGUGGGCGUACAGAACAGCCUGCUGGCCCUGGCGGUCAUGCAGCUGUCCUUCCGCAGGGAGGAGGCCGACUUUGCCUCCCAGGCCCCCUUCAUCGUGGCCCUCAGCAGCACCUCCGAGAUGCUGCUCACCGUCCUGGCACACAUGGCCUACCGACGGCUCUGCUCAUCCUCCAGCUCUGCCAGCAUUGCCGCCCAGACCGGGGCCUGAUUGUAUUGUUUUGUUAAAAGCCAGCAGAAAAAAAACUUGCUAAGGAGCUCAGAGUGGACCCCACAGGUGUCAAUCCCAGCUUCAUAAACUAAAGGCCCUGCAACAAAUUUGGUCAAACAACCAGCUCUGAAUCAGCUGCUCGUAAUGGUCUCUCAAGACAGGUAGACCAGUUUACUGAAGUCACCUGUGUUGGGAGGAAAACGUGGCAGGGUUUUUACUUUUGAAACAGGGUUUUGACACCUCUGAGUGGGCCUCCGCGUCCUUCGACACCCCCUGCCUAUGGGGGGCGUUUGUGUCAGAAUGGAAUUGCCAUCAUUGGAAACAUUCUACAACAAGUCUGUGUAAGAAAUGUGCGUACACAACCAAGCCACACUGCUCACAGAGAACAGUGCCUGGGAAUUUGACUGUGAUUAUUGCUUUUUUGUCUUGGAAAAAAAAAAACCAAAGGCCUUUUUUCCUAUCCUGGCC